This is a messenger RNA of Nilaparvata lugens (brown planthopper), 2452 nucleotides long. RefSeq names its product asparagine synthetase domain-containing protein 1. Gene Ontology annotation, molecular function: asparagine synthase (glutamine-hydrolyzing) activity. Lineage: Eukaryota; Metazoa; Arthropoda; Insecta; Hemiptera; Delphacidae. The record is from RefSeq and is a predicted model, not a curated record. Bases 120 to 1817 code for a protein of 565 amino acids. The transcript has 7 exons.
GUCGAUGCAAAUUAACCUAAAAAUUAGAAGUUGAGUUGAGCCAUGAGACGUGAAUUGAGAUAAUAGUAAUAAGUUUAAACAGUAAUAUUAUAUGUUUUAAUUUCUAAAGUCAUAUUAUCAUGUGUGGUAUCUUUCUAUAUCUAGUGAAAAAUGGUGAUCAACAAACUGAUGACAGCAAACUGAAUGUUGAUUCAAUACAUGAACUGUUGUCAAAUCGAGGCCCAGAUUCUAGACAUGAAUUAAAACUGAAUAUCUGUGACUGGAGUGCUCAUUUUGUUGGACAUGUUCUCCACACUCAGGGCCAGUCAAUAUGCAGGCAGCCACUGACAAACGAAAACGGCCAUAUUCUGUUGUGGAAUGGGGAUGUAUUUAAUGACUCAUAUGUUACUGAAGACGAAUGUGACACCACUGAGGUGUUCAAAAACAUGAAUAGAGAUGGAGUUCUCCAUACGGUUAGUGAGCUGACUGGACCGUUUGCAUUUAUCUACUACAAUAGUGAUGAGCAAAGUGUGUGGUUCGGCAGAGAUGUGAUCGGUCGACACAGUUUACUGUGGAGUGUAACCGCUGACUCUAUUUUAAUCACAUCUGUUGCUGGUGUUAAACGGGACUUUAAAUUCACUGAAGUACCGUCUAAAGGCAUUUUCAAGUUGAACUUGGAAACACAAUCGUUAGAUUUUCAUCCUUGGUCUCACAGUGAGGACUUCUGUCCCCAAUCCUCCGAAAACGUUCCAAUCAUUAAGAAAACUUCAGUGAGGCAUUUUCUGAUUGACUCUUUUGCGAACAAAGACACAAAUCCACAAGAUGUUGAAGCAUAUACGGUUUCAACUAACAAAAAUGACGAGUUUUAUGCCCGACUUCUCGCCAACAGCGAAGUAUUGCCACGAGUUGAAAAGUUUAUUGAUAUUCUAUCAAAAUCGAUAAAAGUGAGAACUGAAAAACAACCGAAGGUGUGUAAACUGUGCAUCAAUACCAGGAAAGAAUUCUGGCCUCGGUGUAAUCAUUCAAAGCUUGGGAUAUUGUUUUCUGGUGGAUUGGAUUCAACCGUUUUAGCGUUAUUGGCUGAUAAGUUUGUGCCUCCCGAGGAUCCAAUAGACCUUUUCAAUGUUGCGUUCCAGAAUCCGACAAAAAGUACUGUCAAUUUCAGUGUUCCCGACAGAGAAACAGGGCUAUCUUCGCUCAAGGAAUUGCAGAGUCUUUGUCCAAAAAGAACAUGGAAUUUUGUGAAGAUUGAUGUACCUUUUACGGAAUUGAUGAUAACGCGUGUCAACCACAUUUCCGAUCUGAUCCAUCCUUUGGACACAGUACUUGAUGAUAGUUUAGGAUGCGCUGUGUGGUUUGCUGCUAGAGGUUCUGGUGUUUUACUAAGAGACAAUGAGUUUUAUACAUCUCCUGCUCGUGUGGUGUUGCUAGGCAUGGGCGUGGACGAACUGCUUGGGGGCUACACGCGACAUCGCACGGAGUGGCGACGCUCGCAGAGCUGGGAGCAACUGGGCGACACUCUGGCGACAGAUGUCGCUCGCAUCGGCCAUCGUAACUUGGGUCGCGACAACCGGGUCGUGUGCGACCAUGGCCGACAGCCGCGCACGCCCUACCUCGAUGAGCGACUCGUCGCCUACGUUUUGUCUCUGCAUCCGUCCAAAAGGUGCUACUUGUCAGACACUCUACCGGUGGGAGUUGGGGACAAACUGCUGCUGCGUCUAGUUGCUUGGAAGUUGGGACUCCGUAACUGUGCCACAUUACCUAAGCGAGCCAUGCAGUUCGGGUCGCGCAUUGCCAACAGCAAGGAGAAAGGCAGCCAAGUGUGUGACAGGCUUUGAAUUCAAUUCGAAAUUCAUCUCAUCUUUCGGGAAUUUUAAUGAGGAUGUUGUCCAAAUAAGCCGUGGACUAGUGCCUGGAUAAUGGGGAGCGAUGGAUAACAGUGGGUGACCAUUGAUGUUUCAACUGAACCUGGAUUAGAUGUAUGUGACAGGCUUCGUAAACAAAUUAACGCCAUCUUGAUGCCCAAAUUUGUGGGAGGAUGAUACCCACAUGUGGGUGGGAUUGUGUGUGAGUUAAGGUCGUGAUAGAUGAAAGUGGGAAUUGAAUAAUGCUGGGAAAUCCAUUUUACACACACAGGGUACAAUAAAACAAUUGAUUAUAAAGGGUAGUUGAGUGUGAGAAAUUGGGUACAGAACAGGUGGAGGUGGGUUACUGAGUCCCAGACUUGUGUAAUUAAAUCAUAAUGGUAGUUAUGGUUGAUGGUGAGAGAUGAGUGGACCUAGUUUUAGGUGGGUUCCGAACCGCCGUGAAGUGAUUUUAAAAGGCUGUGAUUUCGUAUUUUUUUCGAUGUGUAUCACGUACUUUUAUUACUGUAUUAUUAUUUUAUUUCAUGUACUUCUAUUUUUAUUAAUGUGUAUGAAAUGUGCCUAUUAUAUAUUGGGAUUGUAAUUAAAACUAAUUGUAUUUGAGAAAA